Messenger RNA from Lacerta agilis (Sand lizard), 497 nucleotides. RefSeq names its product NDUFA4 mitochondrial complex associated (gene COXFA4). The transcript is spliced from 4 exons. The record is from RefSeq and is a predicted model, not a curated record. Bases 65 to 313 code for a protein of 82 amino acids. NCBI's taxonomy places the organism in Eukaryota, Metazoa, Chordata, Lepidosauria, Squamata, Lacertidae.
UCGUGGUCGUUGUUGUCGCUGCAGCUCCUCCUUCGACGCCGUCCGGUUCGCCGCUACCGCCAUCAUGUUCCGCCUCAUGCUCACCCACGCGAAGAAGCACCCGAGCUUGAUUCCUCUGUUCAUCUUCAUUGGAAUCGGAGGGACCGGCGCAGGCCUCUACAUCAUGCGCCUUGCUCUUCGCAAUCCUGAUGUCUGCUGGGACAAAAAGAACAACCCGGAGCCUUGGAACAAGCUGGGACCCAACGACCAGUACAAGUUCUAUGCAGUGAACAUUGACUACGACAAACUGAAAAAGGAUCGGCCCGAUUUCUGAAGAGCAAACGUUCUCCCUCUUCAAGCUGCACAAGAUGAAGUGUGUUAGGUCUUCCAGAAGCCAUCCGCACAACUCAUAUGCUUAAAUCAUCCAGGAAAUGUUUAAAACUGAUUGCACAAUGCACUUAAAUCAUGUUUUGCGACAGAGCUUGUUGGGACCCUAAUAAAACCUAAAGCUUGAAAUC